Molecule: messenger RNA, 786 nt
Organism: Camellia sinensis
Lineage: Eukaryota; Viridiplantae; Streptophyta; Magnoliopsida; Ericales; Theaceae
Molecular function (GO): catalytic activity
Source: RefSeq, a predicted model, not a curated record
AUGGCCUCUCUCAGAUCAACGGAGGACAACCGUCGGAGAAUACGUAGUAUCAUAAACCUCGAAGGUACCACCCCCCCAUCAUUCCCUUUAAUGGAUUUAAUCCGUCUUCUAUUCUGGAAUUGCCGCGGUGCCGGCAAUAACAAAUUUAAACGUAAUCUUGUGGAAAUUGUCAAGACCCAUAAACCAGAGAUUCUGAUCCUCAUGGAAACCAAGGUGGCCUUUAGCACCAUGAGAGAAUUCUUUAAUCAACCUGGAUUCACUGCCUCAUCUACGGUUGAUCCCGUAGGCAGAGUGGGGGGUAUAUGGAUUGUUUGGGAUACAAGCCAAGUGAAUGUUAGAGCCUCUAUAGUUAGUCCACAAGUCAUUCACACUACUGUACAUAAGGAGGAUUAUGAGGAAUGGGUACUGGCUGCUGUCUAUGCCAGCCCCAACCCCAGCCUUCGGGAACGGCUUUGGCAGGACCUUGAAGAUGUAGCACAUUCAAUGCAACAACCUUGGUUGGUGGCUGGAGACUUUAAUGACUACGCUAAUCAAAGUGAAAGAAGGAGUUUCUCAGCUAGCCACAAUACCAGUAGAACUCAAAAAUUUCUUGAUCGGGUGAAUAGCUGUAAUCUAAUUGACUUGGGCUGUUCCGGACCUCGCUUGACAUGGACGAACAAUAGACAAGGUAUAGCUAACACCAUGGAAAGACUUGACCGAGCUCUAUGUAAUGCGGAAUGGAGGUCCAUGUUUCCCGAAGCCACAGUUAGAGUUCUUCCUAGAACUUAUUCUGAUCACUCCCUGUAG